AUGCGCCCGGCUGCUUCCGACAUCGACUGGGCAGCCGUCCGCCAUGCCUUGCUCGGCUUCGCGCUCCUCGCCGGGGUGAAACUCGUCGCAUUCGCCUUCGACCGCGGCGUGGAAACCUACGUCAGUCUGGUUCUGCGCCUCUUUUCCGACGACGAGCCAUGGACGCCGUACGACGACCUCGCCGUGCCGAACGUGCCGCCGCCCGUCCUCGACUGGAACCGGUGCGCGCAGCUCCACAACCGCAUCGUCGAGCUGGGCUGGCAGGGCCAUAACAACGGCAGCGGGAGAGAUGCGGCAACGCGGGACAAGACGACUUGGUGGGCCAAGCACCAGCACGAGGCCGAGCGAAUCCAAGAGCGCCUCACGCCGGGCUUGGUGGAAUUCCUGCAGCGCGCCCAGAUGCCCGAGGAAGGCUUAGCCUUCACCUACGAGCUAUCCGGCCUCGCGGACCCGGCGACCAUGUUCGCGCACCUCGACAACUUCGACGAGGGCGAGUACACGCUGCUGCUCUACGAGGCGGCGUGGGACGUGAGCGGCGACAUGUUCGGCCUGGUGUUCGACAAGUUCCAAACGUCGGUGCAUUUCUUCCCGUGGCUGGACGCGGACGUGCGGUCCGACGACGUGAACUGGUUUCCGCUGGAGCUGGCGCUGGGGACGUACCUUGGCACGAUCGAGGCGGGCAAGUACGUCGCCAUGUCGCCUGAGCGGCUGCUCGAAGCAGCGGUUGAAACGCUCCCGACGCACUCACCGCCGUGGGCCAAGAUGGCGUGGGAGAUCAACGGCGGCAUCGAGAGCACCGUCGCCAAGCUCGACCUCCUGGUGCAAGCCAUCUGGCAGCGCAUGCCGGCGGAGGCCCAGACCGAGCAACGUCAGCUCAGACGCCGGCAACGCAUGAUCUCCGAGACAGCGUAUAGUGGUGCAGUAGCCGCAGCCGCCGCCGCCGUCCCCGGACACAGCUUCCGCCAACAACUCCUGACUCAAAGCCUUGGCUGCCCCUUCGACUACAUCGCGCCGGGCCUCAGAUGCCCGACGGACGAGACCAUCGCAUCGAUAUUGGCUGAUGAGCCGCCGGUGCCGGAGUCUUACGCGGCGAGCGGAGGAGAAGUCUCGGCGCUGCCAGUGCUCCUGUUUCCAUCGGACGAGAGAGUGCGCGACGACGUCGACGGUGGAGACUUCUACGGGUGGUACAACUCGACGCUCACGGGGGUGCUUGGCGGGCUGUACCUGGACGGCGCAUCGCACCACGCCGGCUGGCAGGACGGCGUGCAGCUCGUGACGCCCUUCCCCGUCGGGGGCCAGGAGGAAUCUUGGGCCCGGACGGGUGAUGGCCGCGAGAUCAGGGACUAUCCUUGGCGCACGUAUGGCGAAACGCGCGCGGCUCAUGGGUCUGAGGCAUACGUCUCGCUCUUCCAGCUUGGCGACAAUGCGUUCACGUAUUCGCAUCACACGAGCCUGGUCCUCGUGCUCGAUCUCUGGAUCGAUCUGGUCGAGAGCGGCAUCUGGGCGGUCGGGCCCGACGGCGUUGAAGGAGGCAUGGACGUGUUCAGGAUGGCCGACGAGGAGGAGCACUGGUGGAGAUACUGCGUGCCACCAGCGUCCCGUUAG
Lasiodiplodia theobromae is the source of this 1605-nucleotide messenger RNA. Its product is annotated as S-adenosylmethionine synthase. Lineage: Eukaryota; Fungi; Ascomycota; Dothideomycetes; Botryosphaeriales; Botryosphaeriaceae. The transcript has a single exon. The record is from RefSeq and is a predicted model, not a curated record. The coding region runs from base 1 to 1605 and encodes 534 amino acids.